AUGCAAGAAAGAAAUUGGAUCCUACCAAAUUAUCCCGCAAAACGAGUUCUGGAGAGUGAACCCAGAAGAUUCCGUUCGUCUUCGUCAUCAGACUCCAAAGCAUCGGAAGAAGAAAACGGCAGAAUUUCAGAGUUUCAGAGAAAUGGAAACAGAGAGAAGAACAAGAUGAAGACAGAUGAAGUUCUUAUAAAUGGAACAUUGUUAGUUUGCUAUAUUUUUGAACCCGGAACAAAGUCAUCAUAUGAUCCAUCAUUACAAGCUUUAUACUCCAUCUUGUGCUUCUUGGACUGCUUUGACAUAACUGUAGAUUUAGAUUCUGGUGGCAGUGUCGUCUUCUUCGUUGAAACAGAGGAGGAAGAGGAAGAUGUUUUCCUUUUGACAGGAAUAGUUUUAGCAUUUUUCUUUAUGGCACAACAACUUUUAUUGGCGAAUCUAGCUUAUGCUGUUGAAUCCUUUUUUUUUUCCUCUUGA
Molecule: messenger RNA, 471 nt
Organism: Ilex paraguariensis (yerba mate)
Lineage: Eukaryota; Viridiplantae; Streptophyta; Magnoliopsida; Aquifoliales; Aquifoliaceae
Source: the annotation of a GenBank genome assembly